Molecule: messenger RNA, 273 nt
Organism: Ostertagia ostertagi
Lineage: Eukaryota; Metazoa; Nematoda; Chromadorea; Rhabditida; Trichostrongylidae
Source: the annotation of a GenBank genome assembly
AUGCAGACAAAGUUCCAGGUAAAGGUAUUUGUUGAAGAAACACUCCGAAAAGGUGUUCAAGGCCUUAUCGCUGAAUUCAAAGGAAUGAGGCGUAUGAAUGACUUCAAUCUUAUGACCGAGUUUGUGGUUCAGAAUCCACUGGGCCGUAAUAGAUACAAGGAUGUUGGUUGUCUCGACAAUUUUCGGGUCAUACUUACCAUUGGAAAUGUACAAUACAUUCAUGCAAACUAUGUUUCCACACCAGUCAGUGCGAAAAGGUUUAUUUGUACUCAG